Canariomyces notabilis is the source of this 928-nucleotide messenger RNA. RefSeq lists its product as uncharacterized. Bases 119 to 679 code for a protein of 186 amino acids. The record is from RefSeq and is a predicted model, not a curated record. NCBI's taxonomy places the organism in Eukaryota, Fungi, Ascomycota, Sordariomycetes, Sordariales, Chaetomiaceae. The transcript is spliced from 4 exons.
GCCUGUAUGACGGAACAGCGGCGGGAUCUGUGUUGUUUUAACAUGUAUAUUAGGCGCGGUUUUUCAACUCAAGUCUAUCAAACGAUCUCCCAGCGCAGGUACGGGAUAUGAAGUCAACAUGUGUUUUCGAGUAAAGGUGUACUACUCGUCCUCCGACCAUCACAGUUACUGUUGUUGGAAGAAGACUGCAGUGUUCGAUGGGCGAAAGACGAAGCUUGAUCGCGUCCAGCGUUGCUCAAAUGCACGAGCAGGCACAUGUUACCGGGGAUAUGUGCGAAUGGCGUCGUAUGUGUUGAGAUACCCACUCAAGUGCCCAUGGGCUCGUUCCCUUUGGAAGUCGUUAAUGGUGCCACCGAAUCCCGGGUCCGAUAGGUUCAAAGUAAAUCAGCGGCUGCAGGCCGUCUAUGGCGCUUCCGAAGGCCAGGAGCAAAUCAGCCAAAGGGUUGAGCGAGUCAUGCAGGAGGUCAAGCAGCUCGUCGAGCAGUGUGAUCAGGACGCAGCCCGUAAAGAAGAGGCAUUGGACGCCGAGUUACAACGGAUUCUACGCGACAUCCAUCGUUCGUCCAUCCCGGUUGCGGAGUGCCAGGAGCGAUUGGACUUGGUUACCAGGCCGGUUGACUACGCCAAGUAUGAGUAUGACCGAAAGCAGAUCUUGGAAAACUCGACAGGCGGACCGUAAAUCGUAACAAGGCUGUAUGAGCCUCUGGGUUUAGGGAUGUGACCAGACCUUGGCUCGUAUCCAAGUUCAUAUAUAGGUCAAGAUUGAGGACCAGCUAUCCGAGCGGUCCAAGUCAGUCAGUUGGUGUCAAAAAGGGAGGCAGGACUUUUACUUACAUGUAUUAUGUAUACAUGUACAUACUAGUAGUUGUAUUUGUACUGGCUUGGUGCUUGCUAUUACAGUCGUACCCGACACCGACGAAUCUGAAGG